AUGGAGAGUGAGAGUGGAGGUGGAGAAGAGAAUAAGAGAUAUUAAAAAAAGGGGCAAAAAAAUUAAAACAUAUUUUAUUUAUAUACAUAGGGUGAAACUGGUUUGGAAAAUCUCCCCAAUCGAAAACCGAACUGGUUUUUUGGUUUUUAAUUUUUUACAUACUGAACCGGUUUACAGAAAAACCUAAUUUUCGAUUUGGUUUUCGGAUUAUUUCUCUUACCCCCACUAAGCUGGAAAUCGUUUCAAUCCUUUCGAAAUGGAAACCAUUCUCUCUUUAUAUUAUGUGUUAGGGAACGCAUGAAAAAUGUCUACCCAAUUGCUUACAUUUCUAAUUUUUAUUUGAAAAUUUUUGUAAGUCCUGGUCAAAGAUUAUUUCAGAUGAUACAUCUCUCGAAUCUCUUUUAAUGAUAAUGAGUAAUGACCACUCCAGAUUGUAAAACCUAAUAUAAUUUGUUACGAGGAUAGCCCAAAAAAAGGAAAAGUCUUGACUUGUCUUGGAAAUUGGAAGUCUUGAAAGGGGUCCAGCUUCCCUAAUAUAUCUUUCUCAUAUAAUCUGUUUACCCCGACUUACGCGCAUCGCUGAACGCCAAAACCAGAAACAUGUUCUCCCUGUCAAUGUCAACAUGUUCUGAUGCCAUUUCAUUUUCUUCCAACUUUCUCUCCAACUCUUCAACGUCUUUACUACCUAGGCGCUCCACCAUCUCUCUCUUUGUUUCAACGGCUAACACUUCCAGGUUCAAAAUGUCGUCAGAUUCUCUUCCUCCUCUCCCUCAAAGCCGAAUCGUAGUAGGAUGUGGUGCUGUGGCAUUGGAUUUCCUGACGGUAGUGGCUGCCUACCCCGAGCCUGACGAUAAGAUCAGAAGUAUAAACUUCAAGGUUGAAGGUGGUGGCAAUGCAGGGAAUGCGUUAACCUGCGCAGCUCGUUUGGGUUUAAACCCUAGGAUAAUUUCCAAGAUUUCCAAUGAUCCUCAAGGCAAAGGUAUAUUGAAAGAGUUUGAAGCUGAUGGUAUCAAUACUUCUUUUCUGGUGGUUUCUGAGGAAGGUAAUUCAACAUUUUCCUAUGUAAUCGUUGACAGCCAAAUGAAAACUCGUACUUGUAUUGUCACCCUUGGAUAUCCUCCCUUGAUGCCAUCUGACCUUCCGCUAUCAACUUUGUUAUUUGCGUUGGAUGGCGCUAGAAUUGCCUAUUUUGAUGGGUGGUUGCUUGAAGCUGCAGUAGUAAUUGCACAAGAGGUCAUUGCUGUCUAUUUCGUCAUGUUAAAAAUAUGGCAAGAUGUGCUGAACUGUAUGGAGAUUAAUGGUGGUUAA
Molecule: messenger RNA, 1308 nt
Organism: Pistacia vera
Lineage: Eukaryota; Viridiplantae; Streptophyta; Magnoliopsida; Sapindales; Anacardiaceae
Exons: 7
Coding region: 601-1308 (235 amino acids)
Source: RefSeq, a predicted model, not a curated record